CACAGCCAUUCAUUCGCUGCAGCUCGCUGGGCUUACUGACAGGAAGCAUCUCUAUCUGUGAGGCACUUGCUCUCCCCCCCCUUCCCCUCCCAUCAUGGCUACAGACUUGAUGGAGAUUGACGACUCUCUUUACAGCCGCCAGCGAUAUGUGCUUGGAGACAGUGCCAUGCACCAGAUGGCCCAGUCCUCAGUCUUUCUCAGUGGAAUGGGAGGACUGGGAGUAGAGAUAGCAAAAAAUAUUGUCCUGGCUGGUGUAAAGGCAGUCACGCUUCAUGACACAAAACAGUGUGAGACCUGGGAUCUUGGCUCCAACUUCUUCAUCCGCAAAGAGGAUGUUUUGAGUCAGAGGAGGAGGGUGGAGGCAGUGUGCCCUCGCGUUGCAGAGUUGAACCCUUAUGUCCACGUUGACAUGUCUUCCUCUGCUCUUGACGACAACACUGAUCUCGGUUUUCUCAGAAGGUACCAGUGUGUGAUUUUGACUGAGGCCAGAUUGAGCCUACAGAAGAGAGUAAAUGAGUUCUGCCACUCACAACAACCCCCCAUCAGAUUCAUCAGCUGUGACGUGUACGGUAUCUGUGCACGAGUGUUUUGUGAUUUUGGAGAAGAGUUUGAGGUGUUCGAUCCCACAGGAGAGGAGCCCAAGGAGGUUUUCAUUCAAAGUAUCACUCAGGAUAAUCCUGGGGUGGUAACCUGCAUGGACAACCAACCCCACGGCCUACAGACAGGGCAGAGUGUUGUUUUCAGAGAGGUCGGCGGCAUGGUGGAGCUCAACGGCACUUCUCGGCAGGUUUCAGUCCUUUCUUCUCAUAGCUUUGCAAUAGGAGACACAUCUCAGCUACAACCAUACACACAUGGAGGUUUCUUUGUCAUGGUGAAAACCCCUAAGAUGUACAGAUUUGAAACAUUAGAGCGACAGCUGUGUGACCCUCGGGUCCUGACUCCGGACUUCAGUAAACCAGAGGCCCCACUUCAAAUCCAUGCUGGCAUGUUGGCACUGGACACCUUCCAGGAGCAGCACAGUAGACUCCCCAACACUGGGUGUUUACAGGAUGCUGAGGUUUUACUAAAGCUGACUGAGGAAGUGAAUGCAGCUCUCAAGAGCAAAGCGUCUGUAAAUACUGAGCUAGUACGCUGCCUUUCAAGGACAGCGAGGGGUAUUCUCCCUCCAUUAGCAGCAGCUGUUGGAGGUUUAGCCAGUCAGGAAGUUCUUAAGGCCAUCACAGGGAAGUUUGCACCCCUGCAGCAAUGGUUUUAUCUUGAUGCUAUUGAGGUAGUCAAGCCACUUCAACCUCUUUCUGCUGAGGAGUUUUCCCCUAGGGGUGAUCGAUAUGAUGGAUUACGAGCUUGCAUUGGUGACUCACUGUGUUUACAACUACACAAGCUAAGGGUCUUUAUGGUUGGCUGUGGAGCAAUAGGCUGUGAGAUGCUGAAAAACUUUGCCCUGCUUGGGAUUGGAUUGGCCAAGAGCUCAGGGGAGGUGUGCAUCACAGACCCAGACCUCAUAGAAAAGUCUAACCUCAACAGGCAGUUUCUCUUCAGGCCACAUCAUAUACAGAAACCGAAAAGUACCACAGCAGCAGAGGCUACUCGUGAUAUUAACCCAGACCUACAGGUGGAAGCUCACCUCAACAAGGUGUUUCCGGCUACUGAGAACAUCUACAAUGACUCAUUCUACUCUUCAUUAAACCUAGUGGUCACUGCGCUGGACAACGUAGAGGCACGGAGAUAUGUGGACAGCCGCUGUGUAUCCAAUCAGAGGCCUCUCCUAGACUCUGGCACCAUGGGAACUAAAGGGCACACCGAAAUCAUUGUGCCAAACUUGACAGAGUCUUACAAUAGCCAUAGGGACCCCCCAGAAGAGGAGAUCCCAUUCUGCACUCUCAAGUCUUUCCCUUCUGUUAUAGAGCACACCAUCCAGUGGGCCAGAGAUAAGUUUGAGAGUGCCUUUGUCCACAAGCCCUCCAUGUACAGCUCGUUCUGGCAGACCCAUUCCUCGGCUGAGGUGGUGCUGCAGAGGAUGCAGGCAGGGGAAAGUCUGGAAGGGUCAUUCCAGGUCAUAAAGCUGCUGAGCAGACAGCCCACUCAGUGGGACCAAUGCGUCGCUAUUGCUCGUCUGAAAUUUGAGAAAUAUUUCAAGAGAAAGGCCCUACAGCUGCUGCAUUCUUUCCCACUGGACACAAGGUUAAAAGAUGGAAGUUUGUUUUGGCAGUCUCCAAAAAGACCACCAACACCUCUUGAAUUUGACUUGAAAGACUCUUUGCACUUUGCUUUCAUUGUGAGCACUGCCCGGCUCUUCGCAGGGAUUUAUAACAUCCCUUAUUCAGAAAGGGAUCUUUCUGAAGAGGCUAUUACCAGGAUUCUCACAGAUGUCAAGAUUCCAGAGUACAGGCCCUCAGAAAAAUGCAUAGAAACAGAUGAGACAGCAAAGAAGCCUGAUCAGAUAAAGAUGCCUCUAAGCAGUGAAGAGGAAAGGGACGCCAUCGCUCAUUUGGAGCAGGCCAUUGCUACUGACAGGGUCACACCAGAACGGUUACGGAUGAGUCCACUUCAGUUUGAAAAGGAUGAUGACAGCAACGGUCACAUGGACUUUGUCGCAUCAGCAUCCUCUCUCAGAGCCAUCAUGUACUCCAUUGAGCCAGCUGACAGACUUAAGACCAAACGCAUUGCUGGGAAGAUAAUCCCCGCCAUUGCCACGGCAACAGCUGCAGUGGCUGGUUUGGUGGCGCUGGAGUUGAUCAAGGUGGUUGGAGGCUUCGGGUUUGAAUCACACAAAAACUGCUUCUUUAACUUGGCCAUACCUGUAGUCGUUCUCACUGAGCCUGCUGCAGUCAAACAGACACUCAUCAGGAACAACAUCUACUACACCAUCUGGGACUGCUGGACUGUCUUUGGCCACGAGGACUUCACUCUCUCUGACUUCAUGAAUGCUGUCAGGGAAAAGUAUGGAAUUGAACCCACUAUGGUCGUCCACGGUGUAAAGAUGCUCUAUGUGCCUGUUAUGCCUGGACACUCCAAGAGGCUCAAAUUGACGAUGCAUAAACUAAUCAAGCCAUCAGUGGACCGCCGCUACGUAGACCUUACUGUGUCAUUUGCUCCAGAGGCAGACGGAGACGAGGACCUCCCUGGUCCUCCGGUCAGGUACUACUUCAGCCCCGAUGGCGAGACUCCCUGACACCUCCCUCAAUGUCAUCCUUAAGCCUCUUGUGUCCUUAUUUCCCUUCUUUUAUGUAAAUUGUUACACCCCACUUGCUUAGGCAUGGGCCAAGAGUUUUCCCUCAGGAUGUUACCUGACAAAGUCAAAACUCCUUGCCUUAGCACAAACCCCUCUUGUACUUCAUGGAGCAAGAAAGGCCAGUCGUGGUCCCAGUUCUGGUUUUUUUUUUUUUUGUUUUGUUUUGUUUUUGUUUUGUUUGUUUUUUUGUUGUUGUUUUUUUUCCCCUUGCCUAAGAUCUAGCCAGUGGAACACAAGGAGUAGCACUUAUAAUUAUACCUGUGUACAUAUACUUUCUGUUCUUUUUUUUCUUUUCUUUUUUUUUUUUUACUGUGGUGAAAUGCACAGCUCUGGCUGUGUCGAUGCCUUAAUUGAUUAUUAACCCUUUUUUUUUUUUCUGUUUGUGGCAACGAGUCUGACUGAAAUCUGUCUUUACAGGAAUCUUUAAACUCCCAACACACAGACCCAUUCAGUUCUUGUGUUUGACUUUUUUUUUUUUUGUGAGUUAAACUUUUGGCACAAUAAAGACAAGCAGUUGGUAGGCUUCGCAACAUCUUCGUCCUCUGAGUUCUUUGAGAAUAUUGCCAACCACAAAUUUGCCAAUUAUUUUCUGUCUCCCUCUAUAGAAAUAAAAUAAAAGAAUCAAAAUUUGUUGUAUAAUUUUAAGGUGCGACAAGUUAAGUGAACAAUGGCAAAACCACCAAAGAUAGUGAUUAUCAUUUUGUCUGCAGAUUGUUCUUUUUUUUUUUUUUUUUUUUUUUUUUCCCAUCACUUUGACUGCCUCAUUAUAAAACAUGUUUAAAACACAGGGCAUGGAUAUCACCCAGCAUUUGAGAGCAACACACAAGCUGUUUCACUUAAAGGUUAAGCUGAAGUUGUUCUGCAGUCAUUCGGGUGUAAAAUGACAGUCAGUGUGUGGUGCACUUAAAAACAAAAAAUGGGUUAAAAAAAAAAAAGUUAAUUGUAGCCGUUAGUCUUACCUACCUUAAUAAAUACUUGAGUAAUGACUGCACUGACAUUAGUUUGAGCAAACAAGAUGUUCUUCAUUAACAAUACAAAAACUGGCGUGAGUUUAAUGACUGUUUCACACAUAGAAAAGCCUUAUUUUGACAGACAUUAAACAUCUGGGGUCACACUCCUGUGUUAUAACACAUUUGUUUUAAAAGAAAAUCUUUGCUGUUCAUGAUUUGUUGUAUUUGUUCAUGAAUGUCUGUGACAUGUAUUUAUUUACUUGUUAUGCCUUUUUGGGGGGGUCAGACUGAGCCUGUAUUGAUGAGCUCUGAGUAAUGGUGCACUGGUUAAAUAAUCAAUAAUGAAUAGUAGUCAUCCAGAAAGUCUUUCUCCAGGUUUACAAUUCUCCCUUUCAUUAAGUUCCAGGUUAAAAAGAAGGCUUUCGAUCAGUCUGUAGUGCCUACAGUGGCAUUAACGUCAGUGUAGAUUUGAAUGGAAUCAGUUAAAUUGAACUUUGUCUUGAAGAUUAAGUUGCAUCUUAUCAUCUGUCUUGGACCUUCUGGCUGAACACCACAACGAGAUGCUUCCUCAGCGUUCCUUUGUUUCUCUGCUCAAAACCAGAGGUGGUGAAAUUUCCUUUCUACAGCAGAUGUCUACCCAUAUUGACAACACUUCUUGUGCAGUGAAUUCAUCAUUUUAAAACAAAGCAGUGUUAAUGACAGAUACUGAUGUAUGUUCUUGUGACAGACGAGCUCAACUAGUGGUCCAAUAAAAUGUGAGAUUUCAGGAUGUCUUCAAAA
Molecule: messenger RNA, 4962 nt
Organism: Oreochromis aureus
Lineage: Eukaryota; Metazoa; Chordata; Actinopteri; Cichliformes; Cichlidae
Gene: uba6
Product: ubiquitin like modifier activating enzyme 6
Exons: 32
Coding region: 95-3172 (1025 amino acids)
Biological process (GO): protein sumoylation
Cellular component (GO): SUMO activating enzyme complex; cytoplasm
Molecular function (GO): SUMO activating enzyme activity
Source: RefSeq, a predicted model, not a curated record